Labrus mixtus (cuckoo wrasse) is the source of this 724-nucleotide messenger RNA. RefSeq names its product calmodulin-like 4b (gene calml4b). The coding region runs from base 221 to 670 and encodes 149 amino acids. Lineage: Eukaryota; Metazoa; Chordata; Actinopteri; Labriformes; Labridae. The transcript is spliced from 5 exons. The record is from RefSeq and is a predicted model, not a curated record. Gene Ontology annotation, cellular component: myosin II complex. Gene Ontology annotation, molecular function: calcium ion binding.
UGUGAAUGAUCUGCAGAUUUCACUUUUGUUUCAUGAAUACAAACCAGCUCUCUCACACCAGGAGGGGGGAGGUUUCCUGCACCUGCCCUGCCCCUCUGUUUCCACCCUCCCAGUAUCCCAGCCUCCAGCCUCCAUCCUCUGCCUUCAUUACGUUCCUCAUCUUACAGCAGCGGGGAUCAGAUUCCUGAGCAGAGUUCAGAACCGGCUGCCCGCUGACACCAUGGCAAAGUUUCUGACUCAGGAUCAGAUUAACGAGUUUAAGGAGUGUUUCUCUCUCUAUGACUGUCAGCGUAAAGGAAAAAUUGAAGCUCAGGAGCUGAUCACAGUGAUGCGAUGUCUCGGGUCAAGCCCCACCCCGUCCGAGGUCCAACGACACCUGCUGAGCCACAGCAUAGACGGGGGCGGCGAGCUCGACUUCUCCACCUUCCUGAGCAUCAUGCACCGGCAGCUCCAGCAGGAGGCGCCGGAGGAGGAGAUCAGGGAGGCGCUGAGGAUGGCGGAUAAGGAGCAGAAAGGAUUCAUCAUGGCGUCCGAGCUGAGAGCCAAACUGACCGGGCUGGGAGAGAAGCUGACGGACAGAGAGGUGGACGAGCUGCUGAAGGAAGCGGGAGUUGGAGCUGACGGGCAGGUUCACUAUGAGCGGUUUGCUAAAGCGGUGACAAAACGCUGACUACGCCACAAACAUCUCCAAACUCAUAAAAAAUAAACGUUUUAAUGAUUUCAA